AAUACGCAGCAGGAUUGGCUAAGCCGAAACUGAUCAGCCUGUGCUGCGCAGACGAAGAGACAACAACUCAAAUACUGUUCAAUUGAAUAUUGUGAUAGUGAGUGAUAUAUUGGUAGUUUUAGAUAUUGUUUUGUUGGAUUCCUAUCAACCAGAAGUUUCUGAACAUCCACUGGUCUAGGGGUGGUCACUCCACUGCAAGGCAGUAGAUAAUGUCAAGACUAAGACCAUAGUUCAAGUAUUUUUGGAGAUAUUAAGCGUACUGCCAUUCGAGAAAUAUAAGAAGCAGUGCUAUUCAGAAAAUUUUAACACGAAACCGUCGAAAAUGUAUGUUCGUUCAUUCUGCCAUAUCAGAAUAAAAUGGCUACCGAAACAAAGAUAUUCCCUAGUCUAAACCUGAAGCACAGAACGAUCAUCAUUGGAGUAAUGCAAAGUAUAGGCGCUUUCAUGUUCCUGGUCUUAUCAGCAGCGUAUGCAGAAAAUCCCCAUGAGCUGAUUACUAUGUCAGAUCCUUCUAUUGUUCCUGAUGUCAAAGUUCUAAGGAUAAUUCUCAUUACCAUAGCAACGGGAAGUGCGUUCCAGUGUGUAUUCUCCAUUUUGCUGAUAUUUGCUGCAGAAACGAAUCGGCCUGUCCUUGUCAUCCCAUGGUUGAUUCUGAAUCCUGCUGCAGUCCUUCUUUAUGUAUUAGGGACAUUGAUAGCCAUCAUCCACUACAGCGGAGAUAACGUGGUACCAUUCAUCAUUGGGCAUAUCCUCUUCGCUUUAAUUGUUACACGUUCCGAGAUCCCGAGGGUGAGGGCCGAAUUUGAAACAUGCUGUAUACAAUACAUUACAACGAGUAUUACACAGUAGAAGCGCAUUUUGGUUAUAGUUGGCCUGAAGGUGCACUGCGUAUGGAAAUUCUACAAGCACCUGAGAAGCCUCAACUUCUGAAGCACUGUCUUCCGGCAUUGUAAUUUACUCCGAUUUGUGUAUUUUUGUACUAUUUUAUCUUUGUGACAACUAUAGGCUAAAAUAACAGACGUGCAUGUUAACUGUUCAGUAUUUACUAUAUGAUAAACUAGUUAAGUACUCAUUUCUUGUUACGGAUUUUUAAGUGACACUGACUACAAUAGAUGCAGUAGAUGACUUUUUAAGUACAUGAAUAAAGCACUUUUCCA
Messenger RNA from Acanthoscelides obtectus, 1157 nucleotides. Lineage: Eukaryota; Metazoa; Arthropoda; Insecta; Coleoptera; Chrysomelidae. The record is from the annotation of a GenBank genome assembly.